CUGCAGUCAGUGUGCGGAUGAACCCGACGUUCACGCAGAACACAGUCAGACCUGAAGGACUUUAAACCAUCGUCUCUCCUCUCCCUGGCUUGUUUCGGUGAACAGAUAGGAUUUACAUGCUGCCACCUGCUACCUAUCAUCAAAUAGCUCCAGUGUGAGCGAGCUCCAGUUCCAGCUGGCCUCCCCACUGCGCUGCUCCUAUGGCGGACUCUCCUCUUAACCACUCCUGGCCCUCCUUCUCCAAACUCUGGAUGAAGAGAUGGUCCUUCAAGAGAGCAUCAGAGUGCAAGCCAUGUAGUCAGCCCUGUGGGCCUCCCAGUGCCCAACUCAGUGUCCAGCCUCAUGCUCCCAGCGGGUCAGGAUCUUCCUCCUCACUAUCCCCUGUCUCGAUCGCUGAGGAUGUCUUCUUUGGUAGCACCAGUGAAGACCAGGAUGCAUGUUCAGUUGUCAGUGACUACGACUGUCCCUAUGUGGAGGUGAGCAACAGUGUGGAGGACCUGCUGGGCCUCAGCUCUUCUCUCAGAGACUCUGAGUACUUUAAAGACCUGGAGGGAGGGAUACCAGCUUCACAGUCUACUGCAUCCCCAGUAACCACAGUCCCAGAGAGCAAAACCCUAACUGUUGGCCUACAGGUGUCCCUUAACACAGACAGUCCUGCCAUCAACCAACCUGUACAGACUUCUUUGACCAGACACUCCCCUUGGGUCAAUGCACCAUCUUCCCCCUACUUUACAUACCCUGCAGAGGAACCUCAUCAAAACUUGGUGGUCACACAGCUUAGUCCUAAGUUAUUGCCAGGUUGUAUCAUUGACAGCGGUGACCUUUCAGGACCUGCAGUAGGGCUUAGCUUGACAAUUAAUCUGAAUGGACUAUUGGGAUCAAUGGAAACAGCAAAAGGAAUAACAGUGUCAGACGAAGUACAGGAGCAAGCCAGUAUGGAUUUUGAUGGAGAACCAGACCUGGACAGCUUUCCUAAUUUGGUCAGAUCCAUGUCAACGUCUCGGAGGCACAGCUGGGGUGUCCCUGUGUCCCCCAUUGACCUGGGGAGGAGACUGAGUCUGGAUACCAUGGCCAUGGACAGCGAUGGAGAGCGAGAGGAUGAUGAGGAGAGACAGUCUGACAGCUGCACAGCAUGUCCUGGAGAGGUGACAGAUGGCCCCAGGCUGAGGGUCCCCUGUCCAAGAGCCAGAGUCACUAGCAUGUGCUUUCAGGCCGGUGGUGUGCCUGGCAGGCAUCUAUACUCCCGCUCAGAGAUCCUUGCCACAGACGAAUGUUCCCGUGCUGCACACAUUUCUCGUGUUGUACAGACAUCCAAACAGGCCGCAAGGGCUGCAGGAGCAGAGGAGUUUGACCCUGAAGAAAACCUACAUUCUACUGAAGGACAGAGCCAUAUGCUGAUGGUACAGAAAGUUCUGCAGGAGCUAAAGCAGUACCAUGGAGCGAAGCAGAGGAACAACAGACCAGACACCAAAGUUUCGGGAAAUGUCACUUGGUACGAGUUCCUCUCUAAUGAGAAUGAGGAAGAGGAGGAUCGUACAGAGAAGGUGGAGAAAGGCACCAAGGUGAAGAGGACUCUCAGCUCUCUGAGGAACAGGAUGACUGGCUCUUUUAAUAAAGAUAAGGGUAAGAACCGAGAAAAAGAGCAGCAGAAAGAGAAGGGGAAGGAGAGGGAGAGCAAAGAGAAAGUGUGCAGUGACAGCAGCAACAGGCAUUAUUUGAUGCCAGGCGCUUUCUCUAGCUGUGCCACCUGCUCACUGUGCAGCAAGACCCUACAGAAAAAGCAUGGCCUGCAGUGCAUGAAUUGUGCUGUGAAUGUUCACAAGAGCUGCAAGUCUCUGCUGGGUGAGUGCACCAGCAGCAAGAAUAAGAGAAAUUCGCUACUGAGGACUGGCUCAUCGGGAUCUCCUAACCUUGCGCUAAAAUACCGGGACAGAGAGCGGGAGCAGUCAGGCUCAGCCUCAUCACAGGCCCUGGAUGGCCACCCAGGUUUUCUCAGCACCCCAGGCAUGACCAUUAAUCCGUGGGGACCUAGCACUCAGCCGACUGCCACGCAUACCACCAGCUCCACCGCAGCCUCUGCCUCCAGCCUUGGCCACAGCCUUUGUCACCACAACAGCUCAGGAUCCCUCCCCGGGGAGAUGGAUGAGACAGAUGCUCUCCGCUCCAAACGCUGCAACGAAGACGCCAUUUCCCUCGCUCCCUCCACCACAGAGUCCAACAUUGUUGAAGAUGCUCACUAUGCAGCAGUGCGGGCUGAUCUGGAGUCUGAUGCCCAGGACCUGGAGGCAGAGUCAUGGAGUUUGGCAGUUGACCAGCAGUAUAUUAAGACGUUCUCUAAAGAAAUGGUGAAGAGACAGGAUGUAAUAUAUGAGCUGAUGCAGACGGAGAUGCACCAUGUGCGAACACUGAAGAUAAUGCUGCGUGUGUAUGUCCGGGAGUUGAAGGAGAACCUCCAUAUGGACUCGGGCAGGCUGGACUGUCUGUUCCCUCGCUUGGAAAACCUCCUUGAGCUUCACACACAUUUCCUGUCUCGUCUCAAAGAGCGGCAGCGAGAAAACCUUGUCUCGCCCAACGACAGGAACUACACUAUCAACAGAGUGGCAGACAUUCUGAUCGCACAGUUCUCGGGUGAAAUAGGAGAGAGGAUGAAGGACAGUUAUGGAGAUUUCUGCAGUCACCACACUGAGGCUGUCAGCUACUACAAAGAACAGCUGCAAAACAACAAAAAGUUCCAAAACAUCAUACGGAAAAUCAACAACCUGUCCAUUGUGCGGAGGUUAGGAGUGACCGAGUGUAUUCUGUUGGUGACACAGCGCAUUACCAAGUACCCAGUACUAGUGGAGCGCAUUCUGCACAACACUGAAGCGGGUACAGAGGAGCAUGAGGAUCUGACUCGGUCGCUGGGUCUGAUUAAAGACACCAUCGUUCAGGUUGACGCGCUGGUUAAUGUCCAUGAAAAGAACUCUCGACUGAGAGACAUACAGAACAAGAUGGAGCCAAAGGCACUGGGAAAAAUCAAAGAUGGCCGAGUGUUUCGCAGGGAGGACCUGGCACAGGGCAGGAGACAGCUGCUGCACGAGGGCACAGUCAACUGGAAAGCUGCUUCUGGCAGGCUCAAAGAUAUUCUUGCAGUGCUCCUGUCAGAUGUGUUGCUCUUGCUACAGGAGAAGGAUCAGAGAUAUGUAGUUGCUACAGUGGAUAACAAGCCGUCAGUGAUCUCUCUUCAGAAGCUGAUUGUCAGGGAAGUGGCCCAUGAGGAGAAAGCCAUGUUUCUUAUCUGUGCCUCCUCCAAUGAGCCAGAGAUGUACGAGAUCCACACCACCUCCAAAGAGGAGCGAAACAGUUGGAUGGCACACAUACGGCAAGCUGUUGAGAGUUGUCCUCAUACAGAAGAGAGGCUGUUUAGUGAGGAGGAAGAGGCACGAGCUUUCCGGUUCAAAGAAUUUCAAGAACGGCUGAGCCAGAAGGAUGCAGUGAUUGUCCAGGCUCUUACUGAGAAGCUGCAGCUGUUUGCGGACAUGGCAGAGUCUGUGGCAGGUCUAGAGGACACAGCUUCACGUUCCAGACUUCUGCUUCGAGGAGAUGCCUCAGACCUCCAGCAGGGGGAGGCCCUGCUCAAAGGAGCUAUCACUGAGGUGGAGAACCUCCAGAACCUGCUGCAGUCCGGAGUGAGGGAGGAGGUUCCACCCUCACGGCUGGAGGAAGGGUGCGGCUCUGGGGUUCUGCCCAGACGAGCGGAUACCUUUGGAGGCUAUGACAGCAGCCCCACCAUCCUCAGUAAGAAUGGCAGUGUGAAGAAGAACUUUUCUGGUGAGUCCAGAAACAGAGACAGAAGCCAGAGAGCCAGCUCUGACCCUCAGCUAAAAGACCUCUGUGGCAGCCACACCCUGGAGCAGACGGUUGAUGAGAGCUGCUGCUCUCCUGCCAGAUGGAACCGCAUCUGGUCUGACUCCUUCCCCGAGGCUGAGUUCUUUGACAGAGUGCUGAUGCUGUCCCAAAGGCUCUAUAGUCUGCAGGCCAUCAUAUCACAGCAGGACAGUCACAUUGAGCUGCAGCGGGCCUCGUUGACAGAGCGGGCCUCCCUGCCCGGCCGCCACAGAGGGAACGUGCUCCUGGAGCAGGAGAAACAGCGGACUCUGGCCCUGCAGAGAGAAGAGCUGGCCAGCUUCCACAAGCUGCAGUCUCAGCACCGGCAGGAGCAGCAGCGCUGGGAGAGGGAGAGGGAGAGGCACCGCCAGCAAGCCGAGGCCACUGAGGCCAGGCUCCGACAAAGGGAGGAGGAGUGCAGACGGCUGGAGGAGCAUCUGGCAGAAGAGAGGAAAGAGCUGGAGAGUCAGAGGGAGACGUACCAGGAGGACCUGGAGAGGUUGAGAGAGUCCACCAGAGCUGUGGAGAAAGAAAAGGAACGCCUGGAACACCAGAAGAAGAUCAAGAGGAAGACUAUUGAGGUUGCUCCUCUGUCUGGCAGUUUAAACGGGGAGCUCCUCCUGUCCUCUGGCCUUGCCAGCUCCACCAGUGUCUCCGACCUUCCCCUGCCCCAGAAGCCCCUAGUACGUGCCAGCCUGUCUGUUGCACCAGCUGACUAUCCAGAGCGCCCUGAAGUGAUGUUGCGGCGGGAGGUGAGCUCUUCCACCCUGCCGCUGAAGACGGAGGUGCCGCUUCAUCUCUUCAGCACCACCAACCAGUUGCACAAACCGGUGGGGGUGCAGCAGCAGAUCCCCACCAAGCUGGCCGCCUUCAGCAGCGGCAAAGGGAAAGGAGGCAAGAAUGGCAAAGCCUCACAUCGCACCGACAGCACUGCCUCAGUGGAUAUGAAGCAGAUGCUGCCACUGAAGUUGUCCGCCCGAGACGACAGCUCCCUCAAGGCCAAGCGCUCCAUCAGCCCCCACCAGCAGCUUCCGCUGUCAGCCCCUCCUCACCCUCACUCCCUGCAUCACCACGCAGAUCAACUCAGUCCUCCAGACAACGCUGGACCAGACACCCAAUCCACCUCCUCUAUCAGCACCUCCCACCCUCUAAAUGUUCAGAAGCCCCCCAUGCCUCCUACACAGUCCCAUCCUCAGCCCUCCAUGCAGCCUUCCACCAUCCCUCCCCACUCGCAGAGCACCGGCUCCCUCCAGUUCCAGUCCCAUCUGCAGCCGCAGGGCCUCAGUCCGAACGCCCAGGCCCAUGUCCUGGUAAAUGUUCAUGGGCUCACCCACAGCCACAGCAUGCCGCCACCCUACAAGAUCAACACAGAAGACCUCAAUAAGGAGGACGUCAUCUUCUUCUAAACUCCAGUCUGCUGCCCUCAGAUCACCCGCAAAAACAAAAAAGAAAAGAAGUAUGGAAUGGUUGCUGGUCCCAAAUGUGAUGUUGAUGGUAUGUUUACUGCGGGCAGGUGUGGUGUUAUUGAGGCUUCAUAAGGUAUAUGAAGUAAUAGUACAUAAUAGUUUAAAUCUGUACAAAGUUGCAGCAAGUGCAGCGGAGAGCAGAGCCUUUUCCAGCACUUAAGUGGCCGAUGCAGAAAAAUGUUAUUCAAGAAAGAUGACAUUUCUAUUUUAUCACUGCUACCCCUUCUUUGUUUUUAAGCUGCCACAGUUUCUUUUUCUUUCAUUUUUAGUUUCAUUUCUUAACUCAAAAGUAUGGCAGGUACAAAGAGGAAACCUUUGGCAAAACAAAGGCUUCUUGUAACAUGAAUGAAAAGGUUUAAAUGAAGUUAUAUCAAUCCAAAGACGUUAGCCACAAGAGCUGAAGAGGAUUUGACUGAAAGGAACAAUGUGAAAGAAAAACAAUUUAGAUUUUCUGGAGACUCCGAUCAGGCUAGUUAGUGAAGCAUGAAAAGUGAAAGCGAUGGCGCCCUGGCCUUAACCGUCGUCUGCUUCUACUGGACCUGCAUCUGCAAGAAAUGAUACAACAGGAACCCAGAAGUGAUCCAAGUCUUAAUACAUGAAUACUCUCUGCUUUGUGUUUCAUUUGCACAGUGUAAAUACUCCAUUCCAGACUAACGAAUGAACUUUUAUGGUCUAAAUGUGUAUUGUUUGGUUGUACAGUUGUCAAAAUUGUGAAGGUUCAUUUCAUUUUGUUGUUCUUGUUCUUCUUAACCAUGCUUAUAACAGAAGGCUGAAAUUGUGGAAUACUCUUCUAGUGUUGCCACUGGUUGUGAAACUUGACUUUGGUCAGCAGAUUAGAAACAGACAGUUUUUUCACCCAGGAUGUUGUGUAAUAAUGCUUCAUUUCAAUUAAGGGAGAGUUCAGCUUGUGGCAAAUUCCACUGUUUUUCAACUCAUGCAGAGUGAGACAAACUCAGGGAUGCCUUAUGUGGCUUUUAGUUGUGUAAGUUUAGUCUAUUUUAGGUCUUUUCUUGCAUUUCUUAGCAGUAGCUCUUAUUCUGCGCACUCCUUAUCUUUGCAUUAAUGGUAUUUCUAAACACCAUUUCACAAGUACAUACAGUUGGAUUUGUAUUUCUGCCACCAUGGCUGUGAGAUCUAACGGCAAACAGGUUAGCUGAUUGAUAAAAUAUCACUUCUUUAAUACAGGAAUUUGCUACAAAGAAAUGUGUAAAUCUGAGUAAGUACUUUAAUUAAAGUUGCCUUCAACCUUUAGAGUUUAAAAGGCAUAUUUUCCUAACUUUUAGCAGAGCUGCUAUUGACCCCAUAGACAUCCAGGAAAUGAGCUACACUUUGCACCAUUUAGCAUACUGUACCUUGUAGACAUGUAGAAAGGCCUCACUGAGUUUGUCUCACCCUGAGUUAUGUUUCACAAAAACUGUCCUUUUAAGAGACCCAUCUUUGAGAAACAUAUCUGUUGGCAUUUUGGUGGAACUGUAGUGUACUGGACAAUCCAUGACACUUCAUGCUGUGUGUUGUUUUAAGGAUCAAAUUAACUUUUAACUUUUUUCAGCAGAGAAAUGUGAAAAUCGAGAGAACAUCAUUAAUAAUCACAAAUCUUUGAGAUCUAUAUGAAGAUGUCAGUUUUAAUUGCGACCCUGAGGUCUCAUUCACAGUGUGUUUUAUUGAUUGCUGAUGGUAUUUCAUUAGCUGGGUCUUUAAUCUCUAUGCCUGAGAGAAAAGCCAUACUGUGACGGGUGCAGCGGUCCUGCAGCAAAAACGACUAUCAGCUGUUGUCUAAAAUUCCAGUCUAUAUCUUUCUUCACAGAAGAAAUAUAGAGAUCUAAUUUUCUUUCUCUGUAUAUGCGUGAGAACCCUUUAAAUCAUGAAGUAGUCGACACAUUCAUGUGUUUUGUGUCUCUUGAGGGAAAAAAUGUCAGAAGAGCUUUUUGUCUUUGUCCAAAUAAGUUUGUCUCUGAAGCUAUCGAUCACUUGCAGGAGUUUGAGCAGGUUUUCUGAGUUUUUUAUGUAUAUUAUGUAUAUUGCUGUAUAUACAGUGUGUGAUAUCUUCUGCACUGGCUGCCCUCUUACGCAUUGUUGUAUUAGGAACAGAGAUAUUCAACAUGAAUCAAGAUGCAAAGUCAGCCAAACGUCUGUUUGUGCAUAUGUGUAUAUACACUUAAAAUACACACAUGGGUGUGUAUGUACAAUACGGUACUCCUUGCUUGGAUAGACUCGUGGCAGUUUAAUGAAACCACAAUCAGUCAUCGCUGUUGUUUAAAUGAACUGAAAAUGAAGGUGUGCAUAUUUAAUCUCCUGAUGUGUGUUGAUGUUGUAGCAUUGAAGCCGAGGUGCACUGUCGUCUUUCUCCUGCGAUUCAUGAUGUUUCACCAAGAUUAUGUAGCAGUCGUUAAAAACUAAAGCAUCUGCUUGUUUCAGUUGGUUAAACCAAAGACACAUUCGGCUGACUGGGUUCCUGUCUGAGCCUCUUGUAUGAAGGAUAAAUGACACUGUGCUGGUCGUGUGGUUGUCCACAAAGUGUUAUUUCUUGUAAAAACGUAUUCCAGGGAGUGUCCAUAACAAGUGUGUUUACAGCAUAUUGUAAUCCAGCUCGUAUCCUGCUUCAGGUUUAAUUUUUGGAUUUGCUGUUUGUUUUUUGCAUCCUCAUGUCCAAAUCACAAAUAUCUCCUGAUACACAGAGCAUCAUCUUGAAACCAGAGCACACACAAACAACAAAUCAAAUGGGGAGUUGAAGUUCCCCAGUAUUCUAUAGUAUUGUGGCACAACCCAACUAUAGAGUCUGAAUUUUUCAUUAUCAGGAUAUGGUGAGAAGAUAUUGUAUUAAUGUACACCAUCUCUUAAACACAAUGGACUAUUAAUGUGCAUGUGAACAUACUUGGUGGUUUUCAGUGGGUGGAACCCUAUAAAUACUUAUAUAUUUUUCCAGACUUUAACAAAACAAUACCAACUCAAGGUCCACUUCCAAGCUUUUUCCCCCCAGAGCUUUCAACCAUAUGUCACAGUCUUCAUCAGCAUAGUUAAGCCAAUGCAUAACUUAAAGGCCAACACGGACGAGAAGUCCUAAAAGUGCUACUGAUAAAAUCAUGACAGCUACUGAUCUCGCAUGUGAGCAAACUCCAUCUGCUAGUGAAGAGCAUGUGAUGCGGUUGAAAGCUUCGGAAAAAGCCAUUAAGUGGAGCUUGAGUUGGGAUCGUUUUUGUCAAACAACUAUUUCCAAGGUUAAGAAUGACCUCUCGUGCUUCACUUUUCAAGAUCUUUCCACGUCUGUCCAUUUUCCUGUAUUUCCAAGUGUCUCCUUUAAUUCUGAAUGAGAGAUGUUUAAGCAACAGGAAAACUGGUGUAAGAGCGCUUUAGUUUUGCUCAAGGUACGAGACUUUUGGUAAACCUCAACAGAAGAGGUGAAUGCUGCCUGUUGGUGCCACUGUUUGGAUCAACUCAACUCUUAGAUGUUCUUUUGCUGUACUGAAAUGCUUAACGUUUUUGCUUCAAAACUUGGAAGCCAGUCAGUCACAUCACUGUGUGUGUGUCUGUGUAUUAUGUGUGUGGGUGUGUGUGUAUGCUCGCCACCAAAAACACAGCGGAAACAUUUCGAACCGACUUGCUUCCAGUCGUGUCUUUUAUAUACACACACACCCAUACACACAUAUUGGACCUUUAAUGUGUAAAUAGUCAUGAACAUAUUUUAUUUCCUCGGCCAAUUUUACACUAGUCACUUUGGAUAGUAGCAUACUUGAAGGGGAAAAUGAAUGUUUAUAAUGCUUAUUAUUAUUGUCUGUGAACUUUUAUUUACCAAGAGCUGUCUAAUGAUGUUUGUAGCACACAGCAAAACUGAUUUUUGUACCGUUUUAUUUUUUUCACUGCGAGACUUUAGAACAACCUGUGGACACAAACUGCUGCCUUAGAGAAAGUUUAGUAAUAAAAAGUCUUCAAAUGA
Molecule: messenger RNA, 9264 nt
Organism: Siniperca chuatsi (mandarin fish)
Lineage: Eukaryota; Metazoa; Chordata; Actinopteri; Centrarchiformes; Sinipercidae
Gene: arhgef18b
Product: rho/rac guanine nucleotide exchange factor (GEF) 18b
Exons: 33
Coding region: 201-5273 (1690 amino acids)
Biological process (GO): small GTPase-mediated signal transduction
Molecular function (GO): guanyl-nucleotide exchange factor activity
Source: RefSeq, a predicted model, not a curated record